AUGAAUCAUGCUAUCAUAUAUGAGAAAUGUGAAACUAGUUUUAUACUAAGCAAAAUGCUGCCGAAUGAUGUACGUUUGGAACAUAUUAUCAAUAAAUUUCUAUUACAGAAUAUGCAAAAGCAAACUCCUACCGCCUGUGGUAUUAUUGAUUUAGAUCUAUUGAUUUUAGGCGCAGUGUUCUACAUAUGGUUUCGAGAAAAAGCAUAUUUAUUUGCAAUAGAUGCCGGUCGGGAAACUGGAAUCUUAGCCAUAACGCUAAUAGCUAACAGAAGUUUGCAUAUCUUCGAGAGAGGUCUAUGGUUUGUGAUGAUAGUGAUUUGUAUAUAUUAUGUGAUUAAUGUUAGCAGUUUACAAUUUUUGCGUUAUGUUACCUCUCCGACUGUUGUUUCCGUGGAUCGAGAUUAUCGUGGUUGGACUGGAAUGCUGCCGGCAGUGACGCUUUGUUAUUAUGAUCAUGUGGAUGCCUACAAAGCAAAUGAAUAUAUACAAAAUGUUUGGAACGUGUCUAUAGUCGACGAAGACUAUUUUUAUUAUAUGGAUUUUUUGUAUGCAGUGGUAAAUGCUACUGCUGCAAACUAUGUGGAUCUCGCACGAUUCGCAGAAAAUGAGAGAUUCGAUGAAGUGAAUCUGUUAGACUUAAUACAUGCUAUAGAUAAACCAUUUGAACAGGUACUAAGCAGUUUUGAUGCUAAUUUCGAAAUACAGGUGUUACCAGUUAUGACAGAACGUGGACUAUGUUAUGCUAUAAACUCGCCAAUGUCAAAGAUUUUAACCGGCAGUAAAAUAACUUAUAAGGAUUUAAGGCAACCACUAACUUGUCAGUACGGUAAACAGCAGUGCUAUAUAAAAAUGGAUCUUUUUGAAAGUACUGGGACGAUCGAUGUACAUUCGCCACUUGAAGUAUCAGCUACCGAUGCUAGUGUAAUUUCUUUACAUAAAUCAGAUGAAAUAAUCGCUUCGUAUAAGGUACAUGAAACAGUUGCUUCAGCUAAUUUAAGAGCUUUGAAUGUGGAACAAAGAAAAUGUGUAUUUUAUGAUGAAGAAACAUCACAACUUAAAGUUUACAGUAAAACCCUUUGCCUAGUACGAUGUCGUGCUGUUAUGGCUUUAGAAAUGUGCAACUGCGUGCCAUUCUUUUAUCCUUUUGUGGAAGGACCUAGUUGCAGUCCCGCAGGUUUCGAAUGUCUACUAGAUUUUAAGUGGCCAAUAUGGGCUUUACAUAUUUGCAAAUGUCCAAGCACUUGUGCUGAAAUUGAAUACACCGUACAAACUGUCAAGAAGAGCUCCUGGGGAAUAAAAGCUAACGAGGAUGGUUCUAAAAGUGACUCAGCAACUUCCAGUUUUCGUUGGGAUCUUAUACCACCAAAAGUGCGUUUUCGCAGAGAUGUGGUAUUUGGCUUAGAAGACUUAUUAGUUUCAUUCGGUGGUGCUUUAGCAUUAUUUUUGGGCUUUAGUAUUAUGUCUAUAAUUAAACUGGGUUAUGUAUUAACAUAUCAUACUUUAAAAAAUUUCUAUGAUUUUUUUAUUAAUUUUCCGAAAAUGAAUCAACAAUAUUUAGAAAGCCGAAACUCACAGCCAAUCCAAACAAUCCAAAAAGUAAACCUAUCGAAGCCUAAUAAUAAUUUUUCAAAACGUAAUUCCACUCAACCAAAUAGAGAAAUUAAUACUGAGUGUAACAAUGUGGAUAAUGCAAAUUUAAACGAAACAAUGAGUUUACCUGAAUUUGAAUACUUGAAUUAA
Molecule: messenger RNA, 1740 nt
Organism: Teleopsis dalmanni
Lineage: Eukaryota; Metazoa; Arthropoda; Insecta; Diptera; Diopsidae
Product: sodium channel protein Nach-like
Exons: 11
Coding region: 1-1740 (579 amino acids)
Biological process (GO): sodium ion transmembrane transport
Cellular component (GO): membrane
Molecular function (GO): ligand-gated sodium channel activity
Source: RefSeq, a predicted model, not a curated record